Orbilia oligospora ATCC 24927 is the source of this 516-nucleotide messenger RNA. RefSeq lists its product as uncharacterized. The coding region runs from base 1 to 516 and encodes 171 amino acids. The record is from RefSeq and is a predicted model, not a curated record. The transcript has 2 exons. Lineage: Eukaryota; Fungi; Ascomycota; Orbiliomycetes; Orbiliales; Orbiliaceae.
AUGUCGAGAUCAAGCAUAUCGACAUCGAGUUUAUCAGAUACAGAUUCCUUCCCCUCUACACCUACAACUCCAACCACCCAAUUCACUCUUCCCCUCUCAAGUGGCUGCUCUCCCACAGUAAUCACAAUCACAAUAAUAAACCCAACCCCUUACUCCCUCCAAGCAAUCAAAAACAACCAUGGCUGGAACCACCUCCAAGAUCCCAUCUGUCCAAACUCCGAUGGUACAUUGAUCCUCCAUUCCCCCAACACGGGAAAGGCAGCCUACAUCCUCGGAGACACAGGUGAUGUCAUAGAAGUUGCCGGAGGAAUAGGGAUGGGUGAUCAUCCCAUGGUCAAACUAUGUCCGGAGCUUGGAGGAGGAGACAAUGAGGUAUUGGAAUGUGUGAUGAAAGAACCGGGCCAUUUCGUCUAUAGGUUACCCGAAAUGGAACAUAUGAAUCAUGCGCAUGCGAUGGUCGAAAUGGAAGGUCUUAGUACGGAUUUGAUGGUUAAUAAUUUCACUCCUUGCUUUUGA